GUACAGGACAAAGCUUGGAGCAUCUGCACUGUGGUGUGUGCACCUUGGGCUUGCGGCAGGGAGCAAGGGGUGGCUACUCUGAGAGUCCUCAAAGAAUGUGUUGUUUGACAGUCGGGAUGUCAAAUUUGUGGAGAACAUCAUAUAUGGCAAGUGGGAGAAGCAGCCGGAGGCAAGGGUCACUCAGCAGCUGGAAGAGAUCACUAUGCACUUCGAUUUGUCCGAACCUGAGGAUAGCGAAGUCACUGCGCAAACGGCAAGCGGUACUGAUGAAGGAAGCAAUGAGGAUAUUGCAGCUGAUGCUGAAGUCAAGGAUCCGGAGCAGCAGCAGCAAGAGGCUUCCAAAACACCAAGUCUGCCAAAGCGAAGGAAACAGAUUGGUGGGGGGACAAAGGAUUGGGUGAAGGUGAAAGAAUGGGUAAAUCCAGCCACCUACCCUGCACGUACCAGAAUGGCAACGAGAAAGCUGCUGAGCUCUACAAGUGGAGGAGCCACAACUGAGCAACAGCAACAGGCUCAAGGCGAAGAUGCAGUGCUGUUCUUGGGUGAUGACCAAGAGUCAGAUGACGAGGAGCCUGCAUACUGCUUUUACGCACCAGUACAACCUCCGAGCAUGGAUCAUGCGCUAGCCGGGCCUCAACGGGGGAAGUGGCUCGUUUCGAGAGAUGCAGAGUACAACAGCCAGAUGGAGAAUCACACAUGGGACCUGGUAAACUUGCCAAAUGGGAAGAAGGCUAUACAGUGCAAGUGGCUGGCAAAAAUCAAGACGGAUGAGAAAGGAGAGCCAUCAGUUUACAAGAGCAGGCUGGUGGCAAAGGGGUUUCAGCAGAAAGAGAAGGAAGACUACAAAGAAGUGUUUGCCCCAACUACUAAGUCUCCAACGCUACGUGUGCUGCUGGCGGUAGCUGCUGUGCGCAAAUGGAAGGUGAAGCAGAUGGACAUCGUAACCGCUUUUCUGUACGGCAUAAUGGAAAAGGAGGUGUACAUGGUUCAACCACCUGGCUAUGAGGAUGGAACCGGUCGUGUCUGCAAACUUAACAAGGCCAUCUAUGGCUUGAAGCAGGCCCCGAGAUGCUGGUACAACAGGCUGGCCAGUGCAUUGGAAGGGAUUGGAUUCCGUGCGAGUGCAUGCGACGAGAGCCUAUUCCUGAUGGGCGAGGGGGAGUCGCUUGUGCUUCUGCUGGUGUACGUGGAUGACAUCCUGCUCUUCAGCAGCAGUGACAAGGAGAUCGAUGGAGUGCAGCGGAAGCUCACAGAGCAGUUCAAGUGCAAGUCACUUGGAGAGGCAAGGUACUACAUGGGAAUGCACAUUGAGCGGGAUACUGAACGUGGCUGGCUCAAACUGCAUCAGGGACAGUACAUCCACACCUUGGCUGAGAAGUACUCUCUGCAGGAAGAACGGGAAGUGGUCACACCUUUGCCUUCCGAGUUCAAACUCAUAAAGGCAGCUGAAGGAGAAGGAGUUGAGAGUGAAGACCAGAGGCAAUUCCAAUCCAUGGUCGGGAGCCUACUCUACGCUGCUGUGCAUACUCGGCCUGACAUCAGCUUUGCUGUGGGACAGCUGGCUCGAGUAGCGCAAAAUCCAACAGAAGAGCAGUAUGGUGCAGCGGAGAGAGUGGUGCGCUACCUCAAGUCAUACCCUACAGUGGGAGUACAUUCUUCAUGGGUUGUACAAGCACAUGAGGAUCAAGUGGCAUUGGCUGCGGAAGGAGGUGAAGCUUGGGACACUGGAUCCGAUCUACGUGAAAACUCAGCAACAGCCAGCCGACUUCCUUACCAAGCGGCUAGCUGAAGAGCCACACUGGCACUGUGCGAGGAUGGCGGGAAUGUCCUUGAACUAGAGACGGCAAAACAAGCCGACAGUCUGAGGGGGAGUGUGUUGGUGCAUAUUCGUUUGCACGUCAUCUGUCGUCUGUUCGCAUCAUUCCGUUGCAUGCGUUUUGUGUGCUACAUUGUUUGUGUGGUUUGUUGGGUUUGCAUGUCUUUGCAUGUUUAUCUUGUGUUUGUGCAGAUGUGCUUGGAUUGUGCAUGGCAUCGAGCACAUUCCAACGAGCCAAGAAUUGUUGGAAUCGGAGCACAUAUGAAGAAGUUACGAAGAGGUGUUUGAUGGAUUUGUUACAACUCAUUGGAAGUCCUUGGCAGCUGCUACACCAAAGUUGGAGAGCCCUAUAACG
Closterium sp. NIES-67 is the source of this 2171-nucleotide messenger RNA. Lineage: Eukaryota; Viridiplantae; Streptophyta; Zygnematophyceae; Desmidiales; Closteriaceae. The record is from the annotation of a GenBank genome assembly.